Rotaria sp. Silwood1 is the source of this 954-nucleotide messenger RNA. The record is from the annotation of a GenBank genome assembly. NCBI's taxonomy places the organism in Eukaryota, Metazoa, Rotifera, Eurotatoria, Philodinida, Philodinidae.
AUGUCGUGUUUAGUUCAUGAUAAACGAUUUCGUUCUUCAUUUCACAGUGUUAUUAAUGAGCUUCGAAAUGAAAAACGUAUGCCAAUACCAAUCUUACGUACUCUGCCACGUCAAUGUUGUACAUGUCAUGAUGAGAAUAGCGAAACCAUGGAACAGAUAAUGGUUGCACAAGAAGAAAACGAACUAAUAAAAUUGAAAAAUCUUAUUGAACGAGUGAAUCAAGAAAAACAAAUGAAUCCAAAAUUAAUUUUAUCGUUAAAUAUAUUGAAAAAUCUUAUUGAAAAAAAUCGAAGUUCUACCUCAUUGUUGUCAGAAUCAUCCUCAGUUGAAAAACAAAAACGACGUAAACCAACAUUUAAUCACAGUAGUAGCAGUUCUUCGUCAAGUUCUAAAGAUAGCAGUUCUUCAUCGAGCUCCACAGAAAGUAGUUCUUCAUCGAGUUCAACAAGCAGCAGUUCUUCAUCAGAUGCUGAUCAUAAAACGACAAGAAAAACAAUUAAAAAUGGAACAUUUCUAUUUUUACCAUAUACUUUCGAUCAUAAAACUAAAAAUAGAAAUUCCGAUCAUUUAUUAGAAGUAGCCAAAGAAUUGCAGCGUAAACGAUUUAUUGGUCCAAAUGGCCAUUUUUCUAUAUUAGAAAAACAAUAUGGUGUUCGUAUCAAUAUGAUUACAUCGAAAACAAGUAAACAAGUUACUAAUGCACUUGAAAAUGCUAAAAAAGGUUUCGAGAAUCUUAAAAUUCACAAUCAAGAAGAAGCUGUGAAAAAAUCAAACAAAUUAGAAGGCGAAUGGAUUCUUCUUCGAUCGAAGAAAUCACUAAAACAAAUAAAACCAGCUGAUAUGGAACAAGCAUUAGAUGAUUUAAUAAAUCGAUGGGAAAAUUGUUUAAAAGUCAAAAAACGUACAAAUGAUUUCGAAGAUGAUUCGGACAAUCCAAUUCAGAAAAAGAAAUAA